Molecule: messenger RNA, 1037 nt
Organism: Sceloporus undulatus (fence lizard)
Lineage: Eukaryota; Metazoa; Chordata; Lepidosauria; Squamata; Phrynosomatidae
Gene: CIMIP5
Product: chromosome 1 C2orf50 homolog
Exons: 3
Coding region: 461-1006 (181 amino acids)
Source: RefSeq, a predicted model, not a curated record
CAAGCAGAAGAAAAGCCAACCGUAGUCCAGGAAAAAUGCCCUGUAGUACUACCUACAAUAACAUGCUCUUGUUACACAUUCAGCGGAUGUUCUGGGGAUCCCUAAAGCGAUGUGGCCAUUAGGAAGCACACAUCUUUCAGGGAAAGAAAUGCAAAACGCACUACAGAAAGCUGAUAACCAAAGCCUUCCAACAAUAAUAUAUCUGGCUUAAAACACACACACACACACAAUUUAUUACACUACAUCUUACCUUCAUGCAUUCUACAAACUUAUUAACCUAACAAAAUAAUGUGGGGCCAUCCGGCUAGUAUGUGACCCAAACUUGUUCAGGAAAUCACAGAAUUUUGUCACACAGUUGCCAGAAAUGGUGCCUAUUGGGCACUGGAGCUUUUUGUACACUUCUUGGACAUGCUUUCUGUAUAUGAUUAAAUACCUUAGAGAAAAUGUUGGGCAAUUGUGAAUGUUUAGAAUCUUUCUAACACUACGUGGUGGAGAAAACACAUACAGGAUGGGGAGCAAAGCAAAUGGACUCAGGAGAACAACAUCAGCAGGGUACCGGUCACCAGCUAGCAACCCGGUAGGGGAUUUAACCUCAUCUUCAUCUCCUUCACUGAACAGCAGCCAGUCUGGAAGGACUUUUCUUGCCACUACACAGAGCUCAUUGAAACCAUCCAGCAAAACCCAGGGAGAAGAGAAAGAUGCCCUGGAUCAGGAUCAACAAGACAAGGUUUGGAGAGAGUUUGUGGAAGCUGAAAGACGGGCAACAAAAUAUUGGUACCAGAACUGGAGUUUUCUAAAGGAUUAUGAUCCUAUGGGCAAGAAAAAGGAGCGUGAGCCACUCCCUGAAUACAUGUCACUAUUCUCAGACAAAAUUCCCAACACCACCAGCCAUAUGAUUGGCAGCAGAAUGAAUACUGACCUUGGUAAAACAUUGGUAAAAAUGGAUUUCUUCCUCAACUAUGGCAGAAGGAAAAAGAAACUUGGGCAGGAGCUCCAGACUUCCUAGAAUAAAAAAGCAAUCUUCUUGCUAAAAAGAA